Acanthopagrus latus (yellowfin seabream) is the source of this 5469-nucleotide messenger RNA. It is a transcript of the gene arhgap29a, whose product is annotated as Rho GTPase activating protein 29a. Gene Ontology annotation, biological process: activation of GTPase activity; signal transduction. Bases 357 to 4466 code for a protein of 1369 amino acids. Lineage: Eukaryota; Metazoa; Chordata; Actinopteri; Spariformes; Sparidae. The record is from RefSeq and is a predicted model, not a curated record. The transcript is spliced from 23 exons. Gene Ontology annotation, molecular function: GTPase activator activity. Gene Ontology annotation, cellular component: cytoplasm.
UUAUGGGAGGAAUACACACGCGUACACACACACACACCAAUCACAAGUUCCAUCCUACAUCACAUGGAGAGAGGAGGUGAUUGAACGGAGCGGGGCUGAGGCGGACAGACAGUGAGGGGCUCCGGGGGACACGGCGGUGAAAGAUAAGGACACACGGCGCUGCGUCUGUGGAUUAAUUUGUCUUUCUCAAGACUGGCCAUUUCUCACGUUUCAGUUCUUUUUUGUCUUCGGGCUGAAAUGUUUCAGAAUCCAACAGCAGCUUCCUCCAUCCCUGUUGUGCUGCAUUGCUGGGCCUGAGCCGGAGCUGAACUGCCAGUAACAGCCACCAGGCCCGAGGGCCGCUGGACCAAUAAGACAUGCUGGCUGCCAUGCUGCGCCAGAGUACAGGCGGGGGAUCAGGAGGAGGCGGCGGGACGGGCAGCGGCGGCGGUGGAACCAAACUUCCCCUGGGCAUCUCCCGACUCUCCAGCUCCAGCUUGGGCUCAGCAAGCCCUGCCAGCGCAGGCUCCUGGGUGCCAGGCAGGGUGUCCAAGAGCGGCUCGGUGAGCUCGGACAGUCCAGACGUUCCCACCUCCGAUCCGAACUAUAUUAUGCAGCUGGUCAGCGAUGUGCGCAAGUUUGCUGAUGUGCUUCUGCAACUCAAAGAAGUUUUCAACUCCAAAGAGCACCAGGACUGUCUCCAUCACGCGGUCCACGAGCGCCUUGGGGAGCUGCUGCGAGUCCUGAAGGCCAUUAUCAGCAAACACCAGAGCCUCAACUCGGUGGACAUCCUCAGUACUGCUGGAACCGUCAUCGCCACGGUCAAAGGGGUGAACUUUAAGGAGGUGAACGAAGAGAACAAACAGAAGCUUUUCGGAGAGAUCUACACUGCUAUCGACACAUUGGCAUUCACCUUUGGCAAUGUAGUGUCUGACUUCCUUAUGGGAGAUGUAGAGAAUGGAUCAGUGUUGGGGCUCCCCCUGACUAAGAGAAGCAGGUCUUUUGAGAACCUCUCUGUGGAAUCCGGAGGAUCCGGUCCCGAGAAAGAUGAUCCACCAGGGCCGUCGCCGCCGGUUCGGCCAGAAGAGGUGGACAGGACACUGCAGCGGCAGGACAGUGGGGUGGAGUCAGCAUUGCUCUACGCCAAGGCCUGGUCCAAGUACACCAAAGAGUUGCUGGCGUGGGUGGAGAAGCGUCUCAGUAUGGAUAUCGAAUGUGCAAAGAGUUACGCCAAAAUGGCAGAAUCUGCCAAGACUCUUGCAAGUCAACAGGAAUUCAUGCCUUUCCGUGAGACCUACAUGACUGCUUUCAAAAAUGACAUUGAGUUCAGCCAGCUGGUACUUCACACUGCAGCAGUACUCCAAAGCAACAAAUUCAUGCAGCCUCUCCUGGCCAGAAAGAAUGAGCUGGACAAACUAAGAAAAGAGGUCAAGGAGCAGUGGCAGAGAGAGCAAAAGAAAAUGCACGAGGCAGACAGCGCUCUAAAGAAGGCCCGGCUGCUGCAGGCCCAGCGGCAGGAGGAAUAUGAGAAGGCAAAGGUGUCGACAAGCCGCUUAGAGGAGGAGCAGAUCGGAGGAGGAGGAGGUGCAGCAGCAGCCAAACAGCUAGAGAAGAGGCGCAGGCUGGAGGAGGAGGCCCUGCAGAAGGCUGUGGAGGCCAGGGAGCACUGCAAGGCCUGCCAGAUUGAUGUUGGGGUGAAGAGAGUCGAUCUGGCCAGCACCAAGAGUGAGAUCAUCACCCAGAUCCGAGAGAUGGUCUCCCAGUGCGACCUCACACUCAAGGCUGUGACAGUCAACUGGUUCCAGCUCCAGCAGGCCCAGGUCGUAUCCCUCCCCGUCAACCACCAGAGUCUGUGUGAAAAUGCCAAACUGUACGAGCCGGGCCAGCGCUAUAUAGAUUUUGUCCGGAGUCUACCAACUGAUGGGCCUCGUCUGGAGUCCCACUCCUUUGAUUCAGCUGUCACACAAAACACAGGGAUUCCUUUCAACAAGUGCUCGCUCAGUGGCAGCCACUCAUCCCACAGUAACUUAUCACAGGCAUCUGUGACCUCUGACCUCCUUGGUGCAGAUGAUGUCGACAGUCCCAUCAGUGCCCAACACACCAAGAUCGUGGAGAGGCUAUCCAACAGUAGCACUGACAUCCAAGCACUUCGGAUUCAGGCCCCAUUUCGUCCGUGGGCCUCAGCCAGCCAGGGUGGAGGAAUGUGCAGCGACUCGGAAAGUGCUGGAGGGAGCAGCGAGUCCCGGUCCAUGGACUCACCCACUGCAAGCCCAGGAGACUUUAAGAGGAGACUACCCAGAACCCCCUCCACUGGCACCAUGUCAUCUGCUGAUGACUUGGAUGAGAGAGAGCCUCCAUCUCCCUCUGAUAAUGGUUUAAGUGAGAUGAUAAUCGAAACAGCCAGCUCCCCGGGUCCUUUUAGAAACACCCAGAUGUCCAAGGCUGCCCAAACUCACAAGCUGAGGAAGCUCAGAGCUCCAUCCAAAUGUAGGGAGUGCGACAGCCUGGUGGUGUUCCAUGGAGCAGAGUGUGAGGAGUGUUCGUUAGCCUGCCAUAAGAAGUGCCUGGAAACCCUGGCCAUCCAGUGCGGCCAUAAGAAACUCCAGGGAAGGCUCCACCUCUUUGGCAUUGACUUCACGCAGGCAGCUAAGAACAGUCAGGACGGCAUUCCCUUCAUCAUACGGAAGUGUACAUCAGAAAUUGAGAACAGAGCGCUCAACAUCAAGGGGAUCUACCGCGUGAAUGGUGCCAAGUCUCGGGUUGAGAAGUUGUGCCAGGCGUUUGAGAAUGGCAAGCACCUGGUGGAGCUCUCAGAGCUUUAUCCCCACGACAUUAGCAACGUACUCAAACUCUACCUGAGACAGCUUCCAGAGCCGCUCAUCCUGUUCCGCUACUACAAUGAUUUUAUCGGUUUGGCCAAAGAAAGUCAGAGUAUCAUUGUGGAGGAACUGGAAGCAUUGCGGCUCAGUCCCACCUCAGUGGCUCCGGCCCAGGUCAGUGUGGAGCUCAACCGGGUUCUCUUCAAAAUCAAGGACCUACUGAAGCAACUGCCACCAGCUCAUUACAAGACACUGCAGUUCCUCAUAGAACAUCUGCACCGUGUGACAGAGCAGUCAGAGGAGAAUAAGAUGACAGCCAGCAACCUCGGUAUCAUCUUUGGUCCAACACUGAUCAAACCGAGGCAGGCGGAUGCAGAAGUUUCCCUUUCCUCUCUGGUGGAUUACCCCUAUCAGGCACUUGUUAUUGAGCUCCUGAUCAGGCACUACGAGAUGGUCUUUGACACCCCGCUCAGUCCACUGAGUGGCACCUCACCUACAGAGAUCGAUGCCCAACCCCGCCCUGACACCCGCCUAACCCACCAGGAGAAGGAGCAGCAGCUGAGCAGGCACUCAAAGUCAUUGGGAGACAUUAAGGAGCAGAGUUCCAAGGUGUAUAAGAGGCAUUCUUCCAUAAUUCCUUCUUCCCACUUAUUGGCUGAGGUUCAGGAAAGCACGCGAAGCCUCGACGGAAGUGACUUUAAACCUGCUGAUGAAGUGGAUUCAGAGACCUUCAAUGGGGUUUUGACAUCAAGUGUUGAUGAGGUCCGUAAACCUGGCGAGAGAGGCCUCAGUCGUUCUCAGCAUAUCACCGUCACCAGGGUCCAGCUUCGACACCCGCGCAGCAAACUCUCCUCCAGGCCAAUCAGCAUGCCAGCUGAACAAAUGUUCAACAGGGGCCAGGUUGACGAGAAUAACACGCGGAACAGCACUGACCAAGAUGACCGGAGGGGUGGUAGCUGUGACCAGCCCAUUGAGGAGGUGGACGAAACCGAGAACACAAUGCUGCGAGCAGGCACACAUUACCGGAGUACAUUUAUUGACACACAGACACUACGCAGAACUUGGGACAAACAGUACAAGCAUGAAGUUUCUUCCAGAACUGUAAGAAUUGUGGCCAGUUUGCCCACAGACAGUACAGCAGUGGAUGCCAGCAACGUAUCUGCUUCUGUGUCCUCAUCAUCCUUCUCCCUUGGGACUACUGGGAGCUCUAUUAGCACCAUCUACCCCCACAGACCUUAUACUGUCGCAGUGCGACCCAGCAGGACAUUAAGAAGGGAGGACAAUGUUACCAAGUUCAAUCCUGUUGCAACAGCUUUCAGGGCCCCUAGAACUCUCCAGCCUCCCCCAGGGACCUUCUACAAGCCCCCGUCAGGGAGCAAAACGAAAGCGCUGCAGAACUGUGCAUUAGCCAACAGCGCUGAGGAUGAAGAUGAGGAUGAAGAUGAGGAGGAGGAGGAGGAGGAGGAGGAGGAAGAAGAGGAGUUGGGGAUUGAGAUAGAGGUGUCUGUAGAUGAGCCUCUUGAGGAGGGUAAUGAGGCUGAGCAGGCAGCCAUGUCUCCCAGCUCUAGCCCUGAGGAACUGGGCCCAAACCAGGCCAAACCAGUGUACCAGAGACUGAGACCCAGACGCCUCCAAGAGGUAGAACAUCGAGAGGCUCAUUUUGUGUGAUCAUCUGAGCAUCACGGAUCAUCAGAUCUUCAAAAACAGCACUCAAAUGCUAACAAUGUGUGCCAUAUUCUAUUGGAAAAAGAAUAAGAAACACCUGUAAAGACGAUUUCCGGAUGUACUAUGAAUGUGGGCACUGUGUGGGCAAUUAAAUGUACCUUUUGGUCCUCAGAAGACAAACAAGAUGCACUUAAAAUGCUGUAUAUUUUUAACAAGCUUCACCAAUAUUUCAUUUACCAAUCACUCACUCAGUACACUCUGGCUCUUCGUCAGAAUAUUUAUGAUUAUUUUUGAAACUGUGCAAUUACAUUUUUUUUUUUUUGAACAAUUUUGUACAAAGUUUUUACAGGCUCACUAUCUAUAUAUGUUUAUAUACCAAAAAACGGUUUGAAUUGUUACAAUAGUGCAUGUAGCCACAUUUUUUAAAAAAGUUUGGUGCACUUACCUGACAUCAAUACUCUUCCACAAACCUUUUCAGAGUCGUGUUAACUGUCAGAAUGUUUUAAACUGUUACAGUUAGGUUAUAACUAAUAAUUUUUAUAAUAACUUGUGUAUAAAGCAAUAUUAUGACCUUUGUUACAUGCUGUACUGGGUAUGUGUAUAGGCAUUUGGUAAUGUUUUGAAUCACCAGUUGCAAAGGGUAUACAUUCACUUGUUUUUAUACUGUUGAACUUGUAUGUUGUCAACUUAAACUGAUCUGAAACAAAGCUUUUAGAAGUACCCCUGGAUUGUAUAAUGGCAUUAUCUUUCUUAUUUUAAGAUAACAUUUACAUUUCUUUUUAGCCAAAGCUGUUCUUCUUUUCACAACUGAAGUACUUCAUCAAUAACCUAAACCUUACAGGUUCUUUGUAAGUAAUCAGAAGUGCAUCAUUUAUUUAAAUGGUAUCUGUUUUUUUAUGGCAAUGUACAAGGUUGACAGAAUGUUGAAAAGUUCAGUGUAAAAAAAACAGGUACUUGAAAACAAAAACCCUUUUGUAACUUAUUAAAAUAUAUCCGACAACUUCAA